GAGAAGAGGAGAGAGAGAGAGAGAGAGAGAGAGAGAGAGAGAGAGAGAGAGAGAGAGAGAGAGAGUUUUGCUGCAAGAACAAGAACUGAAGAAAUGGAUGACUCUUGCAGGAGGCCAGGGUCGAUACCGUUCAAGUGGGAGAUCUGCCCGGGGACGCCGAAGCACGCCAGGAGCAGCAGCGCCAGCGUGCCGUCGUCCUACUCCUCCUCCAUCUCCAAGGCGGCGGUGGCGCCGAAGCUGACGCCUCCCCCCUCAAUGGCGCCCUCGCCGUACCACUCCCCACGCGUCUCCUACUACUCCGCGCGCUCGGCGUCGGUGUCGCCGUCCCGGCGCCGCCAGCACCGGCCGACCGCCUUCCUCGACGUCGCGCCUCGCGCGGCUGCUGCUCCUGCCUAUGGCGCCGGCGUCGAAGCCGAGGGGGAGGCGGCGGCGGUGCCAGCGUACAGAUGCUUCCCGCUCCCCGUGUUCCUGAGGAGGGACCGGGACGGCAAGAAGGGUGGUGGCUCAGGCCGCCGGUCAGGGACAUCGAGCUCGUCCAGCAGCAGCUUCGGGUCGGACGGCGCGCCGGCGCAGGGCCGACUGCGGCGGUCGGCGUCGAGCUCCUCGUCGUCGUGCCUGUCGCUAUCGUCCGGGAGGAGUGGUAAGUUCGCCGAGGCGAGGGAGGUGGAGGCUGCCACUGGCUGGUUCUUCUGAGACAUCAGGCAAGAGAACCAAGCAGCUAUGCCGUGCGCCCAUGCCGCCAUUGUUGAAGAGAAAGAGGUGUGUGCGUGUGUGUCAGUGUGCUGAGACAUUGAGGCCCAGCUAGAUCAUGUACUGCUUGGCUGGAGACUAUUUGUGCGCGCGCAAUUUUGUGUACAAAACAGUUCCUCGUUGAUAAUUUCACACGUCAGUUAAAGGAUUAUGCAAUUAACACAAAUUCAGCCAAAA
Phragmites australis (common reed) is the source of this 927-nucleotide messenger RNA. RefSeq lists its product as uncharacterized. Lineage: Eukaryota; Viridiplantae; Streptophyta; Magnoliopsida; Poales; Poaceae. The transcript has a single exon. The record is from RefSeq and is a predicted model, not a curated record. The coding region runs from base 94 to 693 and encodes 199 amino acids.